AGACAACAUUCGCGUUCUCUCGCUCUCUCCUCCUCCAGUCAACAGGAGGCAAAUAGGAGGGAGAGAGGAAAGAAACAACAGCAUUCCCUACGUCAGAUAGAGACAUACCUACUUCUGCUGCGUAAGGAAGAGAUAUACCUAUUUUCUCUACGUCAGUCAUACUUCCCCUACGUAGGAAAAAGAAAACUCCGCUCCAAGAAGUGGUUUAUAACUCUUAAGUGGUUCUUAAGGUAGUGGUAUUUCCAGAAAUAUAAAAACAAGAUUUUGAAGUGGUACUUAUAAAAUUUUGGUCGAAGGAACAAAAAAGAAUAUACUGGCAAGUUCUGGAAUCUUUAUUCCAGUAGUUGAGAAAUAUUUUUACCCAAAGUAAAUCAGGCAAAGAAUUUUUUUUUAUGAGACUUAAGGAUCGUUACAGUGGCCCCCAAAACUUGGAAGAAAUAGCCAUAAAGGCCAGGUUAAAAAAAAAAAACCCACUGAGGUGAAAGAAUUUUGAGAAUCUUCAGAACAAGGAAAAAUAAAUAUGUGCACUGAAGAAGGGAGGAGUACAAGUCUUGCAUGGUAAUGGAAGAGUAAGACCUGCCUAGCCUAGAAGAGCAGGACUGACCUACCCUAGCAACAAGAGUAAGACCUGCCUAGCCUAAAAGAGCAGGACUGGCCUACCCUAGCAACAAGAGACCUGCCUAGCCUAAAAGAGCAGGACUGGCCUACCCUAGCAACAAGAGACCUGCCUAGCCUAAAAGAGCAGGACUGGCCUACCCUAGCAACAAGAGACCUGCCUAGCCUAGCAAUAGAAAAGUGGGACCUGCCCAGCAUAUUAAUUUGUCCAUGCUAAGUACACUGGACCAAUGCUGAUAACUAUAUUGCCAUCCAGCUGUUGCAGAUAAACACUUGAACAGAUAUAUUCAUACAAAAGCUAUAGAUAACCACUCGAAAAAGAUAUAUUUAGGCAGCAAAUGCAAAUAAUUGCUUGAAAAAUACAUUUCCAGGCAUCAACUGUAGAAAAAAUCUCUCUUCAGGAUCUGAUUAUCCAAUCAAUUUUUACCAAACAACUUCAGGGUAAAAAAAAAAAACUUUUCCCUGAGAGCCACUGAUGAAUUAACGAGUUCUCGACUGCAUGAAAAAUGAAUAAGUCUUCCCUGCAUUAGCGUCUCAGACCCACUGAGGAAAAAUAUAAACUCACAGACGAAAAAUAUUGACUUCCUUGAAAUAAUAUAUAAAUCCAUUCGAGAAAAUAAAAGACUCGCUUUAGAGAACACUGUACAAUAGUCUUCUAGAACGUCAAGAGACGAAAUCUUCAGUGAGAUCGUACAUUCGUGUGAAGCGGUAAAGCCGUGUGGGUUAUUUAGCGCCAGGAGUGCUACAGACUUGAGCCUCUGGUUCGCUAACUGGGAGAAAAUAGGUGCUACUCCGGCAGCUUCUGAAAGCUACAAAACCUGAAGCGAGGGAAUCAGGAGCCUGUUUCUUAGCUAGAACAACUAGAUUCUUCAGCCAGGAGCUGACUCCUCGGCUAGGAGACAACGACUCAGCUAGGACCCAGGAUCAGCUGAGAGCAGCAGCCAUGAAGGAGAACAAGCUGGUGGUGCUAGGAGCUGGGGGAGUGGGGAAAACGUCCCUGGUGUUGCAGUUCCUACAAGGAUUCUUCUCUCCCACCUACAAACCUACAGUAGAGGACUGUUACAGUCACACCUUACAGCUGCCCAAUGGGUUAUUCCACUCGCUGGAGAUACUGGACACAUCCGGCUCACAUUGCUUUCCAGCUAUGAGGGAACUCUCCAUCAGGUCUGGACGAGCCUUCGUAAUAGUAUUUGCUGUGAACAGUGAACAGAGCUUUUAUGAAGCUCAGGCCCUCUGGACCCUGAUUACGGAGGUCAAAGAUCUAGACAACGUACCCACAGUGCUGGUGGGCAACAAGAUUGACCUCUCAGCAGAGCGAGAGGUCAGCUGGGAGGAGGCCAACGCCUACGCCACAGAGGUCAUGCCCAACGCCGCCUACGUUGAAACCUCAGCCAAAUAUAACCUCAACGUCACCCUCGUCUUCAAGGAACUACUUGUACUCACCUUCGGCAUCAGCAAGGAGGAGGUCAGUUUGAAAUUAAAGAUUUUUUUUCGGUCUUGUAAAAGCGAUAUUGAAUAUUGGAUAAGCAGUGUGUUGCUGGGUUAUUAAAUUUACUGCAUCGAUCACGUUCCUCUUAACAUCGUAUUAUAUUUUUAGAUAAUAAUAGUAAUGAUAAUGAUUAUGAAAUAAAAUAGCAAUACCUGAAAAGUUUACAUGGAGAGGAUUUCGGGGGUCAACGCCCCCGCGGCCCGGUCUGUGACCAGGCUUCAUUAUUAUUGUGGAAUAUUAAAAUUACCUGGAUGAACCUCAUAAGGUACAUACCAGUAAUUGGUAACAAAGAUAAUUAUUCCUUAUCAAAUGUUAUAGAGACAUGUAGGAAUUUUUAAACAUUCUAGGUCGCCAGAAAAUGUCUCCCCUCGAAUACCUACCACUCAGAUCGACACCAUGCCUAACCCUUCUAGGGUAGGGUAGGUGCCUGAGUCCGAGCCUUUAGCUCAUAAGACUGUCAUUCCCAUUAGCCCCCUUGGGGCGGGGAUGGCAGACCAGAGAGGCCUAGCUUGUGGCUAGGCCUGGGGACAGUUGGUCCCAAAGAUGAGGAGGCACUUGCCUCCUCCCAUGGGAGACUUGGGUCUCAGACACUCCCUAAAGAGGGAGCCAAGGCCGGGCC
This is a messenger RNA of Cherax quadricarinatus, 2723 nucleotides long. The record is from RefSeq and is a predicted model, not a curated record. NCBI's taxonomy places the organism in Eukaryota, Metazoa, Arthropoda, Malacostraca, Decapoda, Parastacidae.